This is a messenger RNA of Cydia pomonella (codling moth), 6267 nucleotides long. Its product is annotated as zinc finger and SCAN domain-containing protein 10-like. Lineage: Eukaryota; Metazoa; Arthropoda; Insecta; Lepidoptera; Tortricidae. The coding region runs from base 158 to 1822 and encodes 554 amino acids. The transcript is spliced from 8 exons. Gene Ontology annotation, biological process: regulation of transcription by RNA polymerase II. The record is from RefSeq and is a predicted model, not a curated record. Gene Ontology annotation, molecular function: RNA polymerase II transcription regulatory region sequence-specific DNA binding; DNA-binding transcription factor activity, RNA polymerase II-specific. Gene Ontology annotation, cellular component: nucleus.
UUUGGAAUAAAUAUUUUUAUUUUGCUGAAAUAUCGAGUGAAAUAAGCAUUUAGCGUACUUGUGACGUUAAAUAAAUAUACAAUUUAAUAAUAUAAUGUUAUUCAUUCGUGAAUAGUUGUUAUAGUCAUUAGUAUUCUUCGAUGUAUUAGCCGUGAACAUGGGCAAAUCAUGCUGUAUAGAGGGCUGUGAUGUCUCCAGUCCAGAUGUAGAGUAUUUCAAGUUCCCCCGCAGCAGGUCCUUGCUGGCAGCCUGGAUAGAGGCGACCGGGGCGCCGGGGGGCGACGUCUGCUCAGCACACUUCACUGACGCCGAUUAUAAAAACAUGCGCGGCAAACGGCGGCUACUGGGCACUGCGGUUCCCAGCGUGUUUGCUACCAAACCACCAUCCACAGAAAAAGGAAACAUCACAGACCCGACAAAAGAUACAAACAAAAACGCCAAUACGAACUCAAAAAUUAAAAAAGCUAAAGAUAAAAAAAACACAGAGAAAGCUAAAGCGGAUUCUACCACAGAUAACAUAAAUGAAAUAACCAUAGACAAUGAUGAAUCCACCACUGAUACGGCCGAAACUGAUGUAACUGAGAAUAAUGUAGAAAAUGGAGAGAGAUCGCGAGACACGAGGCAAGGUGAAGAAAAUAAGAAUGGGGAAAAUAUUCAACCCGAAGUAAACGACAUCGAAGACAUGAUAACCAAUUACCAGAUCAAGCAGCCACCCCUCGCCGACCGGCUUAACCCGGACCCUCUAGAGGACCUUAUCCCGGCCAUCUUGGAAAACCAGAGCAUGCAGGAGUUGCAUGCUGCUGAGCAGGUCGACAUCGAAGUAGAGAUUCAGGAAGAAAAAAGGAAUAUUGAAAACACACAAGAGGUGAGCCCGAGCAAGUUGGACGUGGACCAGCUGGCAAACCACUUCGCCAACAAGUUGGACAAUCAGUUGGCGCAGAUAAUGUCCACCGCGCCCGUUUUCAUAGAAGUCGCCGUGGAUCAAAACGACACGCGAGCCGAGAGCCCCCAAGACUGCCUGAUGUUACUAGAGAGCGUCCAAUGUGAUAUAGAUCCUUCGAGCCUUAUGUUACCUGAACACGGCCCUGACACGGAUAGCGAUAUGGAAAUCAUCGAGUCCGAUAACAAAAUAACCGAAGAUCCCAACCCAAUUUCUCUUCUCACAUCAAGCGACGAAGACGAAGUCAUCAUAGAAGAACCUCACAUCGACACAGUAGAGGUCUCGGACGAGACAGACGAAGACGACAGACCUCUACUGAGGCUUAUUAAAGAGAAACCAAAGCAGAAAAAGCCGGAGAAAAAGAAGAAAAAAGGAAAUUUUGAAUACUUUGGAUUGAACGAACAAUCCAAUCUGUACUACUGCGUCCAAUGUGACUUCAGAACGGACAACGAAGCUGAGUUCCUACAACAUAACAUAGAUCUCGCUCAUAUGAAUUCAACAACCAUUCAAGUAUGUUCAACAUGUAACUAUACAACUGCGAGCAAAGCACAAUUCUCUAGACACAAACGGAAACACAAGGAUGAAAGAAACUUCAAGUGCCAUCUAUGUAACUAUAAAGCGAGACAUAACAUGAGUCUGAUCUACCAUCUCCGCUGCCACGAUCCGGUUGAGAAGAAACAAGAUAAAUUUACAUGUGAUAAGUGCGGUUUUAGUUCUAAUGUGAAAAGUGAAGCGUUGAAUCAUUUGAAGAAUAAAAGCUGUGGGGGUAGUAAGUAUUCGUGUGAGCAGUGUAGUUAUAGUACGAAGAGACGGAGUGAUUUGAGAAGGCAUCGGCUGAGGAGGCAUUCCGUUGAUGAUAGUGAUGAGGAUUUUACUAUUUAAAGCCGAUACUAAAACUUUUAAUUAAUAUGGCUGACUACCUAUUAACCUUUUGAACGCCACGCCUAUCGUACGCGGCGCGUAAUCGUGAACCUUGUCGGUACGCAUGAAGGUUGAUAUUGGGCUGUAGCCGCGCACGUCAUAUGACGUCUUUGGCGGUCAAAAGGUUAAAUACCAGAGCACACCAGCUGCGUCUGCAAGCGGUGUGCCGUCUCUCAUAAGGAUCUGUAUAUUACAACGCGCACGUGCACGUCUACGCACACGCACCCGGUGUGCACAGGCCUUAAAGCAGAGAUAGGUAAAUAAUAAAGACUGUUAAUCUCUAUACAAAGUUAUCCUAACCAUAAUCAUUGUAGAUGAGUGCAGUGGGAUAUAAUUAUUGAGUGAAAAUUAUAAUUUUAACGCCAUAUAUUUUAAUUUCAACAAAACAACUAACUAAUGUCAAAGAGAAUUUGAAAUAGAGGUGGAUUGUUAAAGAAACUUUACUGUCAUUGCGACACAUGAUUAAAACUUGUAGAACGUCAUUUGACUUUGAUCCUCAUUCUUUCACUGAUAUAUGUUAAAUUUGUUAAAUAAAGCGCCAUCUAAUAGAUCAAAGGCCAAAUGUAUGGCGGCAUUGUUUCGAGCGAUUAGCCGAUGCCCGGUAAGAUGGCGCCACUUUUUGAUAUUUAACAAAUUUAAAACAUAUCAGUGAAAGAAUAAGGAUCAAUGUCAAAUGGUGUUCUAAAAGUUUUAAUCAUAUGUCGAAAGAUGGCAGUAAAUUUAAAUUGGCUACAAAAUUUUCUUUGACAGUCCACCUCUAUUUCAAAUUCUCUUUGGAGACACGUAAUUAAGUAUCAAAAUUCUUUUCGUUACCUUUUUCCUGACUACUAUUACAUAUCAUGUAUAUGUACAUAAUUAUAUGAUUUAUAUGUAUUAGUCUGUCUUUUAUACAUCAUAUAGUAGUAUUUACUAUUUAUAUAUUUUUAAUAUUAUUUGACUUCACGUUUAAUUUUUUCCUUAUAAUUUUUUCCUGCGCCAACAUACACAAAUGUCUCUGUUUGACCCAAUGGUUGACUGGUAGAGACUUUUGGCAUUAAGUUGGCCAUUUGUACAUUUUUCUUUAUGUGUGCAAUAAAGUUUAAAUAAAUAAAUAAAUAUCACCCUAAAACGCACUUUUAUAUGGAGAUUAUCAGCCCUUAUGAUGCGAUUGUCAUUCAUAUACAAAAAACAUAGAAAACUUAACUAAUAGUCAAAUAUAAAUUAACUUUGAGGUUACUAUAUUGGUUGGAACAAUACAAUAAAUCGAUUUUCCAAUAAAAAGUUGUGACUAUUAAAAUGAUAAUAAAUGUAUUAUGUGUGAUUCUCUUUUAUGAAAUUAUUUUGUGAAUCUUUUGUACAACUGGAAUAUUGUUGAUUUUGUUUUCGAUAUUUUUGUUUUAAUGAAUUUAUGUUAAUAAUAGAAUUUAACCCUACCACGGCCAUAGCCGUGUAGAAAUGUACAAAAGGUACAUAAUCAAAUAAAAUCUCAGGUAUAACUUUCCCAUUUUGCUAGCAAUUUUUAUUUUUUAUUCUAGUUUUUUUACAGUACACAAAAAUUUGUAAGACUUUAUUAUUGCAAUUAUGUAACAUACAGCGCAGCCCUGUUAGGCCUCGCCUCCGGCUUCGGGCUUCAAUUGACACUCGUUCGUAAAUUCCUGUUUACCGCCCUUAAUACACAAUGUACUAUUUGAAACUCAUGUCUUUGUGAUACCGCCAUAAUGGUUUGGUCAGUUACGAUUAUUGUUGUUCGUAUACGGUAAAAUCUUAAUAUGUAAUUGUAAUGGUUAUUUACAGUACAUAUGGUGCUACUUUAUCGCACUAGUGCGAAAAUUAGCAUAUUACGUUACUGUGUCGAACAUUUAAAGACCCAUAUGUACUGUAAAACGUUGUACGAUACAUGUGCGAAUAGGUAAUUCGCAACUCGUGUCGAUUUAAAACACUCCCUUCGGUCGUGUUUUAAUUUAUCGCCACUCUUUUCGAAUUUCUUAUUUUUCGCACAUGUAUCGUAAUGUACUAUAGGAAAUUCGCAACGAGUGGUGAUAAAUUAAAACAUGAUCGGAGUUAGAUGUUGUUCGGGAAAUCAUUGAAAACAAUAACAAUCAAUAACACUAACAAUAACAACACACAACAACCCCAACACAACAACAACAAAACAACAACACAACAACAACAACACAACAACAAAAAUAACAAUAACCACGCAAUAAUGGACAAUAGUCGCGCGUUUAUGUCUUUUGUACACAUUUUUGUCUACUGAGAUACUUACCAAUUUGACCCUUUGUACGUCUUUGUUUGUACUAAGAAGGGAAGACUUUGCAAUAAUUAAAAAACGGCUUAACCGAUCAUGAUCGCUAUAGUUUAAAUUGAAAAUGUUUACUAAGCUUUACUUUCACGAUUUUUUUCAUAUUUUUUGGGCCCAUUGUUCAAAAAUUGGGGGGGAGGGGGGCCGCCUAUUUUUUUCUUUGGAAUCGAUUAUUUCCGAAGAUAUUAACAUUAUGAAAAAAUGGUUGUUGAAGACCCAUGUUCAUUUUGAAAGACGUAUCCAAAGAUAUCUCACACGAUAGAGUUGAAGCGAAAAAAAAAUCAUCCCCGCUUUACGUUGCUCUCACUUCGUUCGUUUCUUAAACCCACACUCGUGUAUUUUAAUGCCUUUUAUUACGUAGCAGUCACAUAAACUACUAUAAUUUAUUUCCUAAGUUAUACAUCUGGUAAUGUUGGUAUGGUCGUGAGAGGGUAUUCACAUUUGGUUUUCAGUUUUUCUAAGAAUGUUUUCAAGUUAUACAAUAGAUAGAUAGCAUGUUUCAAACAGGAAAUUUUCCAAAACUGUAUUGAGUUGACAGAUGUCAACUCAAUACAGUUUUGGAAAAUUUGGCACUUUAAGGUUAUAAAUUAUAUGUAGAUGUCACUAAACACACUGUUUUUUGAAAAAUACAUAAUUUUUCUAUUUUAUUUUCUACAUUUUUUGUAAUAGACAUGAAGUAUAUAUGCCAAACAUCUUACCAUUGGGCAUGAAUUAUGUUAAGAUAUAAAAUAAAAUGGAUUUAACCUUUUCAACGCUUUCUCCCUCGCAUCAAAAUGUGGCAUACACGCCAAUAUGUCAACUAUUGAGAAUCGAAUUUAAACCUUAUCUGUCAACAGUAAAAUUGCUUUGACAGCGUCUGCCAUGACCUCUUUAGUGGUCGUUGGCGUGGUAGGCACGACAGCACACGACCACUUUUGUGGCUCUUGGCGUUCAAAAGGUUAAAUCAUAAAAAUAUUAUCGGAAAAUCUCUAACUAUAUCCUUUUAACCUCUUAGAAUUUUUCAACCAGCGUGUUAGUGUCGCCGCCUGUACGAAGCUACACGAAACUUUGUCUUACCAAAAAAAGUUGAAAUAGGUGGAUUUUCAAAGUAAACUUUGUAGCCACAGUAAAUUUACUGCCAUCUUUCGAUACGAUUAAAACUUUUAGAACGCCAUUUGAAUUUCAAUCUUAUCCUUUCACUGAUAUGUGUUUAAUUUGUUAAAUAUCAAAAAGUGGCGCCAUCUUACCGGGCAUUACCCAAAAGUUGUAGCGCCUUUGGCCUUUGAUCUAUUAGAUGGCGCCACUUUUUGAUAUUUAACAAAUUCAACACAUAUAAGUGAAAGGAUAAGGAUCAAACGAUAAAAGUUUUAAUCUUGUGUCGAAAGAUGGCAGUAAGUUUACUGUACUUACAAAUUUUUCUUUGUCAAUCCACCUCUAUUUCAAAUUAUCUUUGGUCUUAUUUAUCACACUGCGGCGAAAUGAGCUGGAUAUUGUAUGUCUUAUACAAUGUAUUAAUUAUCAGACUACAGCGGUUAAAAUACCUGUACAUAAUUACAGUCAAGAAUAAGAUAAGUGUAAAAUACUAAGGUUCUGUUUCACAAUGUCCAAGUAAUUGGAUAGCUAGACAAAUAAUUUAACUGCCAGAUAUAACUACCUUAAGUGGUAAAGGCUACCAGUUAACCCUUUUCCAGGCCGCACCAAUCUACAAGGUUUUCCCAAAAAAUCCAAAUAUAUUUAAAUUAAUCCAGCUUUGAUGAUUCAUGUGAAGACAAGUAACAUUUCCUGAAAGUGUAAUCUAAUUUGAACCUUAAAUCGGAAUGUUAAAGUUGAAAUUCUAAUGGCGCGUAUGUGGUCGAUAAAUCGAUAGAAAGGGGUUAAGCUUAUUUGCAGAUUGUGAAACGCCAACGAUGACUUAUUCGUCAGAUAAGUGGCAAGUAGUUUAUUCAGGAUUUUACUUGGACAUUGUGAAUUAAAAUGGUCCGUAGUGAAAUCAGUCAGAACAUUUAAAAUGAGAAUGUGAAAUGAGUUCUAAAGUCAUGAUUCCUGAAUUAGUAUUAAGUUGUUGUAAAUAUAGGUAAGGUUUUGUGAAAUACCGUAAUAUUAAGCGAUACGUGCGUUGUUUGUAAAUAUAGUUUAUUUGAUUCCA